Molecule: messenger RNA, 1865 nt
Organism: Siniperca chuatsi (mandarin fish)
Lineage: Eukaryota; Metazoa; Chordata; Actinopteri; Centrarchiformes; Sinipercidae
Product: piggyBac transposable element-derived protein 4-like
Exons: 3
Coding region: 156-1865 (569 amino acids)
Source: RefSeq, a predicted model, not a curated record
ACCCUGCGACCUCAUAUGAGGACAUUACAUUUUUGCCUCUUGACACAAUGAUAGUCAAUUUUGUAAAUCUUAGACCUGUUGGUCACAUUUAGGGACACUGCCCACACCAUCUUGUGGUGAUAUCACAACAUUACACCACUGUCAGUGAGAGCAAAAUGUCUGGAAUAUCAGCAAAAAACUUCUACCCCAGUUCCCGAAAGAAAAAUGACCCAGCGAAACUUUCAUUGUCAAGAGCAGAACAAUUGCUCAUGGCAAUUGCAAACAACUCUGAGGUGGAGGACCUCUCAGAUGGGGAAGAUAAUGAUCCUGCUGUGGACGAAGUCAUUUUACAAGAUGUUGACCUCAUGGAUGAGCAUCCUGAUUUUUCGCCACCUGAUUCAGGAGAUGAUUCCGGUGAAGAGUACACACCACCUGAUGCAGCUGAAGAUACUGACUCUGAGAAUGAAAGUCAGCCAAAUCAUCCACAAGUGCACAGACGUGGACGUAAACAACAGCAUAUUGAGAAUGAUGAGCUGGAUGAGGAAGAUCAGAGACAUGGAGAGCCCAGACCAGAACCAAGGAAUGCUGGACGUGGAGAACGCUGGCGGUCUGCUCCAUUUAGACCAAAUUUGGUCCAGUUUCAGGAUGGAGAUGAUGGACUGAAAGAUGAGCGAACAGGUUGGCAGCCACUGGAUUAUGUGGAGCAGUACAUUGACUCAGACCUGAUGAAACUCAUUGCUGACUGCACAAAUGCCAUGUCACUGGGUAACAGUGGGAGAUCUCUCUCAACUUCGGUAGAUGAGAUUUAUCACUUUUUUGGAGCAGCAAUCUUGAUGUCUUGCGUGCCUUAUCCACAGAUAAGGAUGUUUUGGUCCAAUGCCCUACAAAUCCCCGCCAUUAGUAACACAAUGUCACGUGAUCGCUUCUUCAAACUUAGGAGCCAUCUGAAAGUAGUUAUCGACUAUGAUGUAUCAGAAGAUAAGAGGGAAACCGACAAAUUCUGGAAGGUGAGGCCUUUUAUGGACCGUAUACUUACCGGCUGCCGCCUUCAGGUUCGUCCAAAAUGCGUCUCAAUAGACGAGCAGAUGAUCCCGUUUACAGGGGCCUGUCCAUUCCGACAAUACGUGCCACUAAAGCCAAAUCCAGUGGGAAUGAAGAACUUUGUGCUGGCAUCUGUGGAUGGACUCGUGCUAGACUUUGAAGUCUAUCAAGUUGACCACAUGCUGAAGGAUGAUAUUUAUCUUACUGGUACAGUGAUGAAGGGCCGAGUCAAACAAGCAAUGAACAAGUUACCCGAUGACAAAACCCUGAAACACCAAGGGAGAGGUGCCGUCUCCACAGUAACCAGGGCAGAUGGGAAACUAUGCGUGGUCAAGUGGUACGACAACAAGCCAGUUGUGAUGCUCUCCACUGUUCACUCAGAGCAGCCAGAAGAUACUUGCCAGCGGUGGUCCAAGAAGGGAAAAAAGUAUGUGACCGUGACAAGACCAAGCAUCGUGCGCGAGUACAACUCAAAGAUGGGAGGUGUAGACAUGUCAGAUAGAAUGAUGAGCUACUACCGAAUGUCUGUGCGGACGAAGAAGUGGACAAUUCGCAUGCUGAUGCAUUUCAUGGAUCUUGCCCUUGCCAACAGCUGGCUGCUGUAUCGCAGAGAUAACCAGGAAAAUGGCACCCCAAGGAAAUCUAUCAUGAAGUUUCUUGAGUUUCGCAUGGUAGUGGCUCAGGUAUUCCUCAGCAAGUGUGAUGUUCUUCAUGAAGGUGCUCAUGUCACAGAAGAAGAGAAUGAGAACGGACACCUUCCACCACCAGGCAAAAAUCUCGGUCGCUCCAAUCCCCAUAUCUCAGUCCGUUCCAGUGCUGCUCAUCUCCGGAGAUGGUGGCCUUGA